GCAUAGCGGGCGCAUUUCUGUCUGCAUACAAGCUAACCAGGCGGGUUUGUGUAAAGAUGUCCCGUCAACAUUUCAGGUUAUGCUGCUGCUUGCUCGGGUUCACACAGAGGCCAGCAGAAGUACCAGAGCACGUUAGCCACGUUUUUGCAGAAUACUCUGAGGAUGACAUCAUGAGCAUCGAGAAUUUGGUCAGAUUCUUGAGGGAGUUUCAGAAGGAGGCCUAUGCAACGAGGGAGACAGCCCACGAAAUCAUUUCUAGCGUCAAGCGUCUCAACCUUAUCCAACCUAAGGGCUUGGUCGUCGAGGAGUUUUUUCACUAUCUCCUCAGUGAUCUUAACACUGCCCUUAAUACCGAGGUUCACCAUGACAUGACUGCUCCCUUGGCUCAUUACUAUAUAUUCACUGGACAUAACUCGUAUCUUACUGGAAAUCAACUCAGCAGUAAAAGCAGCGUCGUCCCAAUAGUAAAGGCACUGCAGAAAGGCGUUAGAGUGAUUGAAUUGGACCUAUGGCCAAAUUCAAGAAGGGACGAUGUUGAUGUCUGUCAUGGCGGGACCUUGACAUCUCCGGUUAAACUAAUCAAGUGUUUGAAGGCCAUCAAGAGCAAUGCAUUUGUUGCUUCGAAAUAUCCUCUUAUAAUAACGUUUGAAGAUCACCUUACUCCCGAUCUUCAAGCUAAAGUUGCAGGGAUGGUGAAAAGAACUUUUGGAGAGAUGCUGUUUUGCCCGGGAUCAGAGAUGUAUGAGUUUCCUUCGCCAGAAUCUCUCAAGGAGAGAAUUAUGAUUUCGACGAAGCCUCCAAAGGAAUAUGCAGAAGUACACGGGAGAGCAAAUGAACGAUAUCCCAGACCUUCUAAAGAUGAAGUUCCAUUCAGCCAUGGGGUCUUUUUCACAUCUCUCAUUCAUAACCAGAUUUUUCCCUCCCGGAUACUUGACCAUACAUACUCUCUCUUGCAGGCUCAGCAGCAUUCGCAAGCAGAUUCAGAGGAGGAAGGUGUUGAUGACGAUGAAGAUGGGGCGACUGAGAUUUCCGAAUACAAAAGUUUGAUUGCAAUCCAUGCUGGUAAGCUGAAGGGCAGUAUCAGAAAUUUGCCCAGCCACGAUGGCAAAGUUACUCGUCUCAGCAUGAGUGAAGAAACACUCGAACUUGCUGCCAAGAAACACGGGAAGGAACUUAUCCAGUUCACACAACGCAACUUGCUGAGAGUGUUUCCCAAGGGCACGCGCAUUACCUCCUCGAACUAUAAUCCUUUCGUUGGAUGGAUGCACGGAGCUCAGAUGGUUGCGUUUAACAUGCAGGGAUAUGCAAAGUAUCUGUGGAUUAUGCAAGGGAUGUUCAGGGCUAAUGGCUGCUGUGGGUAUGUGAAAAAACCGAGUUUUCUGUUAGGCGAUGGAUACUAUGAUGAAGUUUUCGAUCCCUUGGCCUUGCCAAUAAAAACGACUUUGAAGGUUAACAUAUAUAUGGGAGAGGGGUGGCGUCAAGACUUCCACUUUAGACAUUUCGAUUAUCUUUCACCCCCCGACUUCUAUGUCAAGAUUAGCAUUGUAGGAGUGGCUUCUGAUCAUACGAAAUCGGAGAGAACUCAGGUGGUAGAAGAUCAAUGGAUUCCAUCGUGGAAUGGGGAUGAGUUUGAGUUCCCGCUACGUGUGCCUGAACUGGCACUGCUUCGGGUUGAGGUUAAAGAUUAUGACCCAACAGGAGAGAAUGAAUUUGGAGGUCAGACAUGCCUGCCAGUAUCGGAGCUCAAAACCGGGUUUAGAUCUGUUCCAUUGUAUGAUCAUAGAGGUGACAAGUACAAAUCUGUCAAACUCCUUAUGGGUUUCGAGUUUAUUUGAUAUACUAUAUGUUAUCUUGAUUGUUGUCCCAUGAUUAUUUAAUGCUACUUGAAUCUUAGUUUUUCACAAGAAAAAAAAAAAAAAAAAGAAAGAUUUUGGUCACAUGCACCAACAA
Molecule: messenger RNA, 1950 nt
Organism: Ipomoea nil (Japanese morning glory)
Lineage: Eukaryota; Viridiplantae; Streptophyta; Magnoliopsida; Solanales; Convolvulaceae
Product: phosphoinositide phospholipase C 2-like
Exons: 7
Coding region: 57-1835 (592 amino acids)
Biological process (GO): lipid metabolic process; phosphatidylinositol-mediated signaling
Molecular function (GO): phosphatidylinositol-4,5-bisphosphate phospholipase C activity
Source: RefSeq, a predicted model, not a curated record